AUGGGCACCCGCGACGACGAGUACGACUACCUCUUCAAAGACCUGAAGGCCCAGUUCCUGAACAGGAAAGGUUGCGCGCUGCACAAAUACGAGCUUGCUUAUCACUACGGGCUGGUUGCUUCCUGCUGCAACAUUGGGAGGAUCCAACAGGAAGGGAAGAGCUCUGGUUGGCCACAAACCUUUCCCAGACGAUACUAUCGUGGAGCUGUAGGUGCCUUACUGGUCUAUGACAUUGCUAAGCAUCUCACAUAUGAAAAUGUGGAGCGAUGGCUGAAAGAACUGAGAGAUCACGCUGAUAGUAACAUUGUCAUUAUGCUUGUGGGCAAUAAGAGUGAUCUACGUCAUCUCAGGGCAGUUCCAACAGAUGAAGCAAGAGCUUUUGCCGAAAAGAAUGGUUUAUCAUUCAUUGAGACAUCUGCUCUAGACUCUACAAAUGUAGAAGCUGCUUUUCAGACAAUUCUAACAGAGAUAUACCGCAUUGUUUCUCAGAAGCAAAUGUCAGACAGACGUGAAAAUGACAUGUCUCCAAGCAACAACGUGGUUCCUAUUCAUGUCCCACCAACCACUGAAAAUAAGCCAAAGGUGCAAUGCUGUCAGAACAUCUAAGGCGAUCCUCUGCUCCCCUAGAAGGCUGUGUAUAGUCCAUUUCCCAGGUCUGAGAUUUAAAUAUAUUUGUAAUUCUUGUGGUCACUUUUGUGUUCUUACUUACUUCCUCAUACUUAUAGAUUUCUCCAUGUCUUACGUCUCUUGAUUUUAGCUUUAUAAAAUCAUCCACUUUGUCCCGAAUGACUGCAGCUGUUUUUCAUGCUAUGGCUUCAGUAGCCUUAGUUUAAUAAACUGAAUGUUUGAAUUCCUCAAUUAUUGUUUACUUUUCAUCAUGGAAGCCUGUCUCUGUAGAACAUAAUAGAACUUGAAGCUUAGACCCACUGGUCUUGAUGAAAUCAAAGAAGAUCUUAGAAACAAGUUAUUAUUUUGCCACAAAGCAGCUUAUGAGUAAUACACUUUUCUCAGUGCAGUGUAUAUUUUGACAAAUACAAGAAUUGCCCUAUAAACAUAACAGGAUUUUGAGAGCUUGAAAAUUUUCCAUUAGUCUAGAAGUCACUUUCUAAAAUGCCUUAAUAAGUUUAUGUAGUAAAUUUUGGUUUUUAAUUCUUGUAAGCAUCAAAGCCGAUUAAAGAGUGGGCUUUUUUUUUUUGUUUUUCUGAGCAAGAAUUACCUUAAACACAAAGUCUGUUGUGGUUAUGAUAGGGGUAUGGUUAUGGGACCCAAAAUCAAACAAUGCUGCCUAGCAGGCUGGGAACUGGAGAGACUGGUGGAAAUUGCAUCUGAGGUGACUGCUGCAGUGCUCAAGCAGCCCAAGUAAUUUAUCUGAGUUCACUUCCCAGCAGUAGAUUAUGUGGCAUUUUAUUGCUCAUACAAUAACUGGCUUAAUGCUGGUAAUAUCAAAUUUUGAGAUGUUAAUUUUCUUUUAAAACCUUUCCAGUAUGUGAAAUGCAACCUACUUUUAUCACUAUAUCCACCAGCAAGCAUGGAUAGUUAUUUUAACAAUGCUAAUAUUUGAGGUUUGCAGUGUACUGUGGGAUACAGUCCAGUUAGAUCUUUGGUUUUAGUAUGUCUAAAGAAUCCAGUGAGAGGUUAAUUUAUGCUUAAGUGGUACCACUUAAAGGCAUGUAUUCUUUUAGUAUGUAAAAUGAAAUAGUACUUUGAGUUUAAGUAGAAUGCACUUAGGCAUUAUAGAGGCCUGGAAUAAUUUUUUUCCACUACAUAAUUGCAAUCAAUGGAGUAACUAGUUUCUCAUUCAGAAGUAUGCACACUAACAUUUAGUUUUACUUCCUUAUGGAUAGUAUUAAGCACUUAAUCUGCAGUUUUCUAUAAGUUGUCACCUGUAGGGAUACUAUUCAGGAUGAUGGGAUAUCCAAGGAAAAAAUAUAUACAUGUAGGCUUGCGUAGAUUGCUGCAUUUCCUAAUUAAUCUCCUGUCUUUUGCGGUGCUCAUGAUGUGUAGGGCACACGGAAGGCAUUGCUAUAGUCAGUCAUUCCGGCUUUCUUUUGUAGUCCUUUUAUUAUUUUAGUGUAUUGGUUAUAAAGAUACUAUUGUCUGUUUGUAAAUUGCCACUUUGUAUUUUAUGCAUGCUCUGUAACUUAAUUUUUUUAGUUAUUAAUUUGGAAUAUAUUCUCAUCUAAUAAACAGUUAUAGGGGGACUGAC
Messenger RNA from Dipodomys ordii (Ord's kangaroo rat), 2206 nucleotides. RefSeq names its product RAB11A, member RAS oncogene family (gene Rab11a). The coding region runs from base 1 to 606 and encodes 201 amino acids. Gene Ontology annotation, cellular component: axon; postsynaptic recycling endosome; transport vesicle. The transcript is spliced from 5 exons. Gene Ontology annotation, biological process: neurotransmitter receptor transport, endosome to postsynaptic membrane; melanosome transport; exocytosis. Gene Ontology annotation, molecular function: GTPase activity; GTP binding. The record is from RefSeq and is a predicted model, not a curated record. NCBI's taxonomy places the organism in Eukaryota, Metazoa, Chordata, Mammalia, Rodentia, Heteromyidae.